This is a messenger RNA of Halichondria panicea, 2781 nucleotides long. RefSeq lists its product as uncharacterized. The record is from RefSeq and is a predicted model, not a curated record. Bases 878 to 2659 code for a protein of 593 amino acids. NCBI's taxonomy places the organism in Eukaryota, Metazoa, Porifera, Demospongiae, Suberitida, Halichondriidae. The transcript is spliced from 7 exons.
CUGUGGAGACUCAGGUUUAACUGGCUGUUCAUUCUCCUGAUGGUCCCACUGUGCUCCGUUAGUCAGAUUGGCAUUUCUUCUUCUUUUCAUCAGUUUGUCACUAAUCCAAACGUGCAGCAGAUAAAAAAUGAAACAUAUAAAAAGGUAUAAACUAUAUAGCUAGAACCUGAGUUGUCUGCCUGUGAGGUGCUGUGAUUAAUACGUCCUGCAGGGUGCAUUUCUGUGGCACGAGUAAUAUUCUGGGAUGUACGAUUUGACAUUGUGAAUAAAACUCAGUUCUUCAGGUUCUCCCUAUUUGCUAUUGCUAUAAUCCAAGAAUGCAUGAGCAGUCACUCUGACGUGCUCUUUUUUGGUAUGCAUGAGUGUCUCUGUGAAAAGUAUGUUGCCAGGAUAUCAAUUUACAUUGACUUCUGAGAUCAAGGAAACAGUGUGCCAAUAUCAAUCUGCCAUAUGGCACAGUUUAGGUGUAGUUGGGCGUAGCCCACCCUGGACGCUCACGUACGGUUGGGCACCACUGCAUUACCAGGUUUUGUUCCAGGUACAUAAAUACUCUUAUAGGACAUGAAAUGACAUGCAAGUGGGCGGUCACCGCAAAGCAUGCUGCUGCACGCGUGCACAGUCAAUUUUGCAUGCCACUAGCUCUAAAUUAAUGAUCUGGCGUGUUCCUGGAUCAAACUGGCUUGUCUACUGUUGUAACAGUUGCAUAGAUCAAUGCAAUUAGCCUCAGUACUCAGGCUACUAAAUGCUUCAUUUUUCUAGCAAAGGAGCCGGGCUACUAUUGAGCGGCCUUUGAUCAAGCACAUAUACGCUUGAGCCAGGACUUGGGGAGACAGAAACAUUUUACUCACUCCUGAUUGCAGGAUUCGAGUUUGGAGGAAUGGUUGGAGGGUUUGUGUCGGGUGUUCUUGUGGGAUACGUUCCCUACUGGUACUUGUGGGCGAUCACUUUCGUAACUCAUAUAUUGAGCUACAUCAUUUAUUGUGUUGUUAGUCAAGGAUGGUUGAUCAUGAUAUCAAGACUGUUGGCAGGAUACAUCUUAGGAUCCUUGGUAACGCUAAGUUUUGCCUAUUUCUCAAGCAGUAGUGAAGAAUAUGUUGAGACACAGAAAAAGUUAGGAAUAAAAACUGAUGAAAAAUCUGUCGAAAAAACUAGAAAUAUGCUAUUUGUGACUAUAGCUUUUGGGUACAGCACUGGAUUCAUCAUUGGAUCUGGUGCUGCCGUAAUAUUUGCUCAGUUUGAGUACAUAAACCAGUUCAAAGCCAUUGGAUGGUUUAACGUUGCCUACGGAGUGGCAGCCUUGCUUCUUCUUGUGGUAAUGUUUCGUGGUGAAAUGAAAUGGAAGAGAGUCAGAGUGGAUCAGUGUAUGCAUUGUCCCAAAGAAAAAGAAGGGUCAACGAUCAAAGCUUGUGGCGGAGUUGGUCUGCUACCACUAUUUAUUAUCCUUAGUCUGCUCGUGCUCUCAUUCACUGAACGAACUAGAUAUGCUGUGAUUCAAACACUUCUUAAUCCCAUAGCAAGUGAUUCCUUUGGAAUAAAUGAGAGAGAUACCUCGUACAUUUUCCUUGUACUUGGACUACUACAGUUUGGUGGAGCAAUAUCAUUGCUGAUUUUCCAGUGUGCACGGCUCUCCAACCAGGGAAUUACACUAGUAGGAAUUCUGACCACCGUAACUGGUUAUCUUCUGUUGACUGAUUUUCAAGCUAUACCCUACGAUCCAUGCACAGAGUACAGUCCAUUCCAUCAUCCUGAUAUUACUGAUUACUACAAGUUUCUGUUACCUAACGAAAGUCUCAGGAAUAUCACAUCACAAUCGAUGAGUACAUCUUUGCCAAAACUGAAAAGCAUACAAUUCUCGUCUAAUCUUGAUGUUAAAGUUGGUGACGGCCCAUUAUUUCAUACUAACUUUGGAAUGACGAGUAAAUUUCUUUGUCAUCAGGUACAAGAUUGCUUAUGUGAUCUUUCAACUCCUUGUGUACACUAUCCAUUGUUUUCUGAUAUAAAUGUGAAGUUGGAUUCUGAAGAUUUGUAUAAGUGCAAUUCUAGCGAAAGUCAUAUGAUAGUUUGUGUUCAUUUACCACACAAUCAAAUUUCACAACAAAAUUCUCCUGAAAUUUCAACUCCUGAAAUCGAAAGCAUCACUGUACUACCAAAAACGUUGUACUUCAUAGCUCGAAACAGCUGCAUUGAGGCGAAUGUGACUGGUCACCAGUGUCACUGGAUACCCUCGUCCACAAUCACCAAGAAGGAAUGUGAAGACUGCCAGCCCAUCUGUAGGAGCGUGAGCCAGACACUCAAUUUCCCUCAGUUCUCUAUAGGCAUGGGAUUGCUCGUCUACUCCAGUUCACUCCAACUACCGCCGAUAGUGGCAUUAAUAACAAACCAAAGUCCCAAGCACUUACAAGGCUUUAUCAUUGGAUGUAUGUCAGCUACAAUCUUUAUUAUGCGAACUGUCUCACCACUAAUACUGGAUGCUUUGUACGAGAAAGUGCAGAAGCGGACGUUUAUCUUCACACUGAUAAUGGUCCUUGCACACAUUCCCUUCGUCAUCGAGAUUAUCGUGCUUUACUCAAAACUAGGGCCAAGAACCGACCUUGACAAUGAACCCAAGUAUUCCAAGUUAGAGCAAGAGGAAUCGAAACUGGAUAAUGUUGAUGAUUAGGUUGAUUUUGACAUUUCUUUUCGAGUACCGUAUUUUAUGAUCAUGUGUAGCUAUAUAGUAUCCGUCUAUAUUCAAUUCAUAUUGUAUUCUCUCUGUAAAGAAUGAGGAAACUGCGUUACAUG